AUGGAGAUAUGGAUCCUCCUCUUCUGGCUAUAUAGGUCUGCCUUGCACUGCCUGAGAGAAGCAAAGCCGGCUUCUGAAGAGGAACUCAGACUCUUUCACAACCCCUCGGAACCACACAGAAGGAACCAGGGAGCAAUCAUGAGUGAGAUUUCUGAGAAGAAUCCUAUGAUGGAUGCCCUGCUUGAGUUGAGAUGCCACUUCACGUGGAAUUUAAUGAGAAUGGAUAUAGACUUACCUGAUUUAGAAAACAGAAUUCUGGAUGAGAUUGAGUUCCUGGACACAAAAUUCAACGUGGGAAUUCGCAACAUACUAGCCUAUGUGAAGCAUGUGAGGGGUCAAAAUGAGAAGGCUCUGGAAAGCUUGAGAGAAGCUGAAAAAUUUAUCCAACAGCUGAAUGAUGAUCAAGCAGAGAUAAAAGUCCUUGUGACCUGGGGAAACUAUGCCUGGAUCUAUUAUCACAUGGACAGACUCCCUGAAGCCCAGACUUACCUGGAGAAGGUAGAAGCAAGCUGUAAGAAGUUUUCAAGUCCCUUCCGUUAUAAAGUAGAACAUCCAGAAAUUGACUGUGAGAAAGGGUGGGCCCUGCUCAAGUUUGUAAAGGAGUAUUAUGAAGAGGCUAAAGAUUGUUUUCAAAAGGCCUUGGAAUCAGAGCCUGAGAACCCUGAAUUUAACACUGGAUUUGCAAUCGCCAUGUUUCGUCUAGAUCGUUUUGUCAGAGACCAACCUAGUAUUUCUCUAGAACCACUAAAACGGGCAAUCACAUUUAACCCAGAAGAUGCUUACCUUAAGGUUCUUCUUGCAUUGAAGCUCCAGGCCUUUGGUCAAGAGGAAGAAGGAGAAAAAUACAUUACAGAAGCUUUAAAAAAUAUGUCAUCACAGCCCUACGUCUUUCGCUAUGCAGCCAAAUUUUACUGCAAGAAAGGGUGCAUAGAUAAAGCUUUAGAUUUCUUAAACAUUGCUUUGCAGGCCACUCCAACCUCUGCUGUCGUGUAUCACCAGAUAGGAUAUUGUUACAAGACAAAAGUCCUUCAAAUCAAGAAGGCUACCAACUACAGGCCACAAGGCAAGGAUAGAUAUGAUCUUGAGGAAGCAGUUCGAUCAGCCAUAUCUCAUUUUAAAACUUCAGUAGAGUACAGACCUACAUUUGAAGCAAGUCACAUAGAACUAGGCAACAUGUAUGCAGAAGCAGGAGACUUCCGUAAAGCAGAAGAAAGCUUCCAGAAGGUCCUGAGCAUGAACCAACUUCCAGAUAAUAUAAAGCAAGAAGUCUACUAUAACUAUGGCCGCUAUCAAGAAAUUCACAGGAAGUCUGAGGCUGAUGCUCUCGCCUGCUACCUGGAAGGACUAAAAGUAAACCCAGAAAAGAAAUAUCUUCUAAAUGCUUUGGAGAAACUUGCUACAAGGCGUCUUCGGCGAAAUGCAUCAGAUGUGGAGAGUUUGAGUCUCAUAGGGUUCAUCCACAAAAUGAAAGGAGAACCAGGAGAAGCCAUACAGUGUUAUGAAAAAGCCCUGGAGUCGGGAUCCUCCCUUCUGCUUUCUAGAACAUCUCUCUUCCCUCCAGAUGCUGCUCAAGGACUAGCUUCUUCUUGAACCCUUUUCAGAUCCCCACAGAUGCUACUGCAUCCUCUUCUCUGCAAACACCUUGUAUUUACAGAGUUUAUAUUCAUUCAUACCUAUUCCAUUCAUAUUCAUUCUGCGGGUUUUUUCAUAUUGACUUGUCUAUUAAAAUGUAAACUCCUUAAGAGUAAGGAUUAUUUCAUUCUUUGGAAUUGUGUCUCAAAUGUCUAGCACAGUGCUUAGCACAAUACCUAGUAUAUGGUAGGUGCCUAAUAAAUGUUUAUUGAACAAUGAUCCAAGACAAGUACAAAGGACUCAUGAAGGAAAAUGCUAUCCAUAUCCUGAUAAAGAACUAUUCCAAUUUCUAUUUUCCCAACUGUCCCCACUGCACUCCCUAUGGCUAAGUACUUUAUGAGUUGAUUGUUUUUUUUUCUUUUGACUAUAUAGCAUUGUACUUUAUCUGAAUGAAGAUUGAAGCAUAUUUUUUCACUUUAAUCUUUCUCAUUUUUUUUUAAUUUUUGAUCUGUAUC
Trichosurus vulpecula (common brushtail) is the source of this 2087-nucleotide messenger RNA. RefSeq names its product interferon-induced protein with tetratricopeptide repeats 1-like. Bases 1 to 1590 code for a protein of 529 amino acids. Gene Ontology annotation, biological process: defense response to virus. Gene Ontology annotation, cellular component: cytosol. Gene Ontology annotation, molecular function: RNA binding; protein binding. Lineage: Eukaryota; Metazoa; Chordata; Mammalia; Diprotodontia; Phalangeridae. The record is from RefSeq and is a predicted model, not a curated record. The transcript has 3 exons.